Molecule: messenger RNA, 1179 nt
Organism: Menidia menidia (Atlantic silverside)
Lineage: Eukaryota; Metazoa; Chordata; Actinopteri; Atheriniformes; Atherinopsidae
Source: the annotation of a GenBank genome assembly
CAAAAAAACAUGAGAGGAUUUGUCAUUUUGGUCACACUGGCCUGCUUUGCCUCCGCUCAGCACCAAGCGCUUAUUGACUAUUUGGAAAGGAGGCUGCUGGCUAUUGAGGACAGGAUCUCCCUGUGGCAUGAGCAGACAACCCGAUACGCCUCGGAGCUGCGGGAGCUGAAGCAGCAGAUGGUUUCACAGCUGGAGAAUCUGGACAAAGAAAAAGAAGCCCUGCGAACGAACCUGGACGGCGUGGGGACGAGGGUGGACCGGGUGGAGCGGGAACUGGACUACCUGGAGACCCAGAACGGGGCUCAGCCGUGUGUGGACGUGGACGACAAGCUGAUAGAGCAGCAGGUGACCCAGGUGAAGGAGAAGCAAAAGGCCAAGUAUCUCAAACUCACAGACUGCAGCGACAUGAUCUCGAGUAUAAAAGCCAUGAAGAUCCUGAAGAGAGUCGGAGGGCCAAAGGGCAUGUGGACCAAAGACACCAGCAGAGCGUCUGGGAAAAUCUACGUGUUUAACGGGACCGACGAGGACACCGUCAACCAGUUUCCCUCUCUCCAGGACUUCACUCGCUCCCCGGGCAUGUCUCUGUCAACAGACCUAAAGCUCCCGUCUGCCUGGAGGGGGACGGGGCACGUGGUCUUCAACCACCACGUGUAUUACGUCAGUCUGGCUGAGGAGAUCUCGGUGGUUAAAUACGACACGAGAAAUAACUCGGUGACGGACAGCGCUGUGUUCCCAGUGCAGGACCACGUCCCUGUGUACGGCCUGACCCCCGACACCCUGAUGGACCUGGCGGUGGACGAGGAGGGCCUGUGGGCUAUUUACGCCACGAGGCAGAACGAGGGCCACAUCUCUGUGGCCAAAAUGGACGCCGACUCGCUGGACGUCGAGCAGAUGUGGGACACAAACUGUCCGAGAGAGAACGCGGAGGCGGCCUUCGUCAUCUGUGGCACCCUGUACGUGGUGUACAACACCAAGCAGCCGGGACGCUCGCGAGUGCAGUGCCUGUUUGAUGUCAACGACAUGGUGAGCAAUGAGGAGGCACCUCUGGUUUACUUCCCCAAACGCUACGGCUCUCACUCCAGUCUCAAGUACAACCCGCAGGAGCAGCUGCUGUAUGCCUGGGAUGACGGCUACCAGAUCCUUUACAAGCUCAUCAUGAAAAAGAAGCUGGAAAUCUGA